Molecule: messenger RNA, 1143 nt
Organism: Kuraishia capsulata CBS 1993
Lineage: Eukaryota; Fungi; Ascomycota; Pichiomycetes; Pichiales; Pichiaceae
Exons: 1
Coding region: 1-1143 (380 amino acids)
Biological process (GO): biosynthetic process
Molecular function (GO): pyridoxal phosphate binding; catalytic activity
Source: RefSeq, a predicted model, not a curated record
AUGGUCAAACAAAAUCCGUUCGUUCUCGAGCAGUUUAUGGAUGCCCAUGAGACAGGUAUCGAAUACAACCUGGGCGAGACCUGUUGCUCUUCACUUUCCAUCAAGGAGCUAGAAAUCUUGUGCGGCGAACCUUUCCCGUUGCAUGAGAUUGUUGAACAAAAACUGGCUUACACCUGGAUCAAGGGAUCAGACCGAUUGCGGGAUCUGGUUGCUGGCAGCUAUCAGGGCAUUGGGAGAGAGGACGUUGUUAUCACCAACGGUGCUAUUGGAGCCAACUUUCUGACGCUCUAUGCCCUUGUUGGACCGGGUGACCAUGUGAUAGUGGUGGAUCCAGCUUACGAGCAAUUGAGCUCUGUUCCCAAAAUGUUUGGAGCAGAAGUAUCGCUUUUGAAGUUGAGCGCUGAUGAAAACUACAUUCCCAACGUGGACAAGUUGGAUCAGUUAUCUCAAAAAAACACUAAAAUGAUCGUGAUAAAUAAUCCCAACAACCCUACGGGCUCUCUCAUUCCUACGGAAACUAUGAAUGCGAUAGUUGAGAUUGCUCGGAAAACGGAUGCCUACGUCCUAUCAGAUGAGGUCUAUCGACCAUUGUUCCACUCGAUUCCAGAUUCAGAUAUUCCGCCAUCUAUAGUGGAAAUCUAUGACAAGGGCAUAUCUACAGGCUCGAUGUCCAAGGCAUAUGCUCUGGCUGGAAUUCGGUUGGGAUGGGUGGUUUCAAAGUCUCGAGAAGCCAUAGAAGAGUGCCUUUCGAGGAGAGAUUUCAACACCAUCUCGGUUUCCUGUGUUGACGACAUAAUAGCAUGUUACGCUCUGAAGCACAAGAAGUCAAUUCUGAAGAGAAAUUACGAGUUGCUACUAACAAAUUUGCAAAUUCUUCAAAAGUUCCUGGAUGAAACUAAGGGUCAAAUAACUUGUGUUCUUCCCAAAGCUGGAACAACAGCUUUCAUUCGGGCUGAAACCACCGCAAGCAGUAUGGAUUUCUCAUUAGAGCUUAUUAAAAAGUACAACACUCUGAUUGUUCCAGGUGAAACCUUUGGGUAUCCUGGUUACUUCAGGAUUGGCUUUGGCAACACUAAAGAAGACUUGGUACAUGGUCUUGAAAACUUCAAGACUUUGCUAAAAGAGAAGCCAAAAAACACAUAG